Danaus plexippus (monarch butterfly) is the source of this 631-nucleotide messenger RNA. RefSeq lists its product as uncharacterized. The record is from RefSeq and is a predicted model, not a curated record. Gene Ontology annotation, molecular function: odorant binding. The coding region runs from base 19 to 567 and encodes 182 amino acids. Lineage: Eukaryota; Metazoa; Arthropoda; Insecta; Lepidoptera; Nymphalidae. The transcript is spliced from 5 exons.
UCGCAUUGGAAGUUUGAAAUGUUCUUAUUAAUUCUCCUUUCCUUUUUAUAUGUAGUUAAUUGUCAACUGGAAGAAAAAGUGAAACCAGAAAGAUGCUAUGGUGAUGACAAGAUUAUGGAUAGACGGUGUUGUGUAUUUCCACCAUUCUUCAAACGAGAUAUUGCCAGAUCCUGCGGUGCUAGGUUCGCUCUCAUGGAAAUAGUUAGGGAUCAUAACGUAACCAACUUAAGAAGAGCGAACGCUAAUGAAGAUUGCAAUUAUUGGAAAUGUCUGCUAAACAAAUACGGCAUGUUGGACUCCAACGAUAAUCUGAAUGUCGAUAAUUAUUUUAGUCACCUCGACAGGUGGUUGUCACUCAAUCCAGAUUUUAAUCCAGCAUUAUUGAACGCUAGAACUUAUUGUCGUGACUUAAAAAGAUACUACUUCCCUCUCACGCCUUGUGAAUUUUAUGAAUUUCACCUUUGUAUACGAGGACACGUUAAUGUGCACUGUCCAGUGUUUAUUCAAUCGAAGGAAUGUAUGGAAUGGAAGGAAUUUUACAACGACUGCAAAGAGUAUUACAUAUAAAUCAAAAUUAAUAUUAUUUAUAAUCUAAUUUAUUCUUAUCGCAUUAUUAAAGAUGACAAUGAAA